CUCCAGUAAGGAAAAAGGGCGAGGAUUCUGUUUUUUUAUAAUUCAUGCCUUGCACUGAAGAGGGCGCACCGAAAGGGCUUGAAUUCGAUGCAACUACUGUACCACAAGCCUAGCAAUCUCGUCUUUUUGCCCGCAUAUUUACUCUUGGUUAGAAGAACCAGUACUUAAGAAAGGAGAGGAGCAAGGAAGAGUAGGAUUGUUUGUGAGGCGGGCCCUGAGAAGGCCACAAGUAUAUGUCCAUCUCAUCGAUCUUAUUUCAUGUCUCCCUUGCGUUCAUUGCUAUUUGCCCCUCUUGCCGAGGUUCGGCUACGGAUCCUCCACACUCAAUCGCAACAAUACAAUAGUACUUAUCAUUUUAAUAGGGGGAUUCUUCUCAACGCUCUUCAAACUCCCACCGCUCACGAAUGAUGGACGCUUCGCAGGUUUUCAUAUUUGGAUCUUUUAGUGAGGAUGAAGCGUCCUUCUUCCAGAAGGACAUUGUAGAAGAGGACACUAAAUUAUUCAAGCAGAAUGAUUUGCUGUUUGGUUCUUUCGAUAGUCAAGUUGAAUGUUUGCAGAAGAAUCCUGAAAUAUCAUCUAAGCAGGCAUGUAAUGGGGAAGUGAAAGUGAGUGAUCAUCUAAGAUCGAAUGUCAAGUCUCAUAUUCCCAAUGAUCAAGAAAAUUUGGUUUCCAAUAGGGGGAGAACUGGUGAGCAGUCCACAAAGAAGCAGGCUGUUAGUGGGAGUUGUGACACAAAAGUUGCUGCAGCAAAUGGUGGUGAUACAUAUUCGAUGAAGUUAGAAUCUAGUGGUGAAUGCACAAUAGUUGAAAAUGGAGCGGGCAAAAUGACUGAUAGAACUAAAAGUUUGCAAGAAUUCCUUGUUGAAUCAAGUUCUAGCCUUGUGGGAAGUGACACCAUCCAACGGCUUGACUCUUUAAGCUUAGAGAGCAUUGAUUCUGUUGAGGAAUCUAUGGAGUAUCCAUCCUUGAUGAGUGAAAAUAUUCCUAUGUCAUGGGCAGCAAAAUUUGGAGGAAAGGAAGGAAAUGGGCAAGUUGCAUAUUCUCAUGGAGGUGAUAAAAGUAGGAAAAAAUCUGGGGUAGUGUCAACUAUACCAAAGCUUUCUCAAGGGAAAUCAAGCACCAGCUUGAUUGAAAAUGUUGGCAGCAUUUCCGCAAGUGGAAUGGGAGUCAUGAUGAAGAGGUGGCAGCCAAGAGGUCUUAAAAAUGCAGGAAAUUUGUGCUUUCUUAAUGCAACGCUGCAAGCACUUCUUUCAUGUGCCCCUUUUUUCCAACUUUUACAAAUCCUCAGAUCUCGUGAUAUUCCGGAGGUUGGCUAUCCAACACUUCGGGCAUUUGUUCAAUUUCUGGACGAGAUUCAGGAAGAGAAACCUGCUGAUUCAGUCCUUGAAAGGAAUGAACAGGAGAUUGGAUGGCUUGAAUCUGGGAAGCCUUUUUAUCCAACAAUGUUUGACCCUGUACUUAAGUUGUUUAGUCCUGACCAACCGCUUAGUUCUCUGGGAAGACCGAGGCAAGAAGAUGCCCAAGAGUUUCUUCUUUUUGUUAUGGAUAGGAUGCAUGGUGAACUAUUACAGCUGGAUGGCAGCAAUUCAUCAAUGAUUACAGUUAGUGGAGAUGAUGACUGGGAGACUGUUGGACCCAAGAACCGGAGUGCAGUGACUAGAACUCAAAGUUUUAUGGAUUCGGCUCUAAGUGGCAUAUUUGGAGGGCAGCUGAGAAGUGUGGUAAAAUCAAGAGGUAACAGAGCUUCAGCUACUAUUCAACCUUUUAUGUUGCUUCAUUUGGACAUUUUUCCUGAAGCUGUUAGGACAGUUGAAGAUGCUCUUCGCCUCUUUGCAUCUCCAGAGUCAGUUGAAGGUUAUAGAGCUUCUACAGGCAAGGAAGGCAUUGUGAGUGCAAGCAAGUCUGUAAAAUUACAGACUCUGUCAAAGGUGUUGAUAUUGCAUUUAAUGCGCUUUAGUUAUGGAAGUAAAGGCACCAGCAAGCUACAUAAACCUGUGCGCUUCAAUACAGAGAUUGCUCUAGGGCGUGAAUUGCUUGUCUCUCCAACAACAGAAGGCAGGAGAUAUGAACUAGUUGCAACUAUAACGCACCAUGGAUGGGACCCUUCAAGAGGGCAUUAUACAGCUGAUGCAAAAUAUUCUGAUGGUCGUUGGCUACAAUUUGAUGAUGCAACUGUGUCUGUUGUAGGAUUGAACAAAGUACUCCAUGAUCAAGCAUAUGUAUUAUUUUAUAAACAAAUAUGAGGAUAUAGAUAUGCCACAACACAUCUUACAUGUCUGCACAGAGUUUUGGUUGCAGAUUCAGAAUUUUCAUAUUUCGAAUUUCAAUUUGAUGCCUGAUAAACACUUUAAGAUUUUCUUGUUUGGGGAAACAAAUGGUGUUUUUGAUUGAUUA
Molecule: messenger RNA, 2394 nt
Organism: Cryptomeria japonica (Japanese cedar)
Lineage: Eukaryota; Viridiplantae; Streptophyta; Pinopsida; Cupressales; Cupressaceae
Product: ubiquitin carboxyl-terminal hydrolase 24
Exons: 8
Coding region: 405-2243 (612 amino acids)
Biological process (GO): protein deubiquitination
Cellular component (GO): nucleus; cytosol
Molecular function (GO): cysteine-type endopeptidase activity; cysteine-type deubiquitinase activity
Source: RefSeq, a predicted model, not a curated record